ACUACUAACUUUUUUUCUCUUUUCUCGUGUUCUUUAUCCCUCUUGCUCACAUGAGAGCAAGUAAAAGCCUUUGUAGAGAGCAAACAAAUAAAAACAAAGAAAAGAACAGAUAAUAAGAAACAAAGCAUCAUGAAUGGUGCUGCAAUUGUUGAGGCAGAUAACUCUGAGUUUGUGGAAGUGGAUCCUACGGGAAGAUAUGGAAGAUACAAUGAAAUUCUUGGCAAAGGAGCUUCCAAGACAGUCUACAAAGCAUUUGAUGAGUAUGAAGGGAUAGAAGUAGCAUGGAACCAAGUAAAGCUUUAUGACUUUUUGCAGAAUCCUGAAGACCUUGAGAGGUUAUACUGUGAAAUUCAUCUUCUCAAGACAUUGAAACACAAGAACAUCAUGAAGUUCUGUACCUCCUGGGUUGAUACUGCCAACAGGCACAUUAACUUUGUCACUGAGAUGUUUACCUCUGGGACUCUUAGACAGUACAGGUUUAAACAUAAAAGAGUUAACAUCAGAGCUAUUAAGCACUGGUGCAGACAGAUUUUGGAAGGGCUCCAUUAUCUCCACAGCCAUGACCCUCCUGUGAUUCAUAGAGAUCUCAAAUGUGAUAACAUCUUCAUCAAUGGCAACCAAGGGGAAAUCAAAAUUGGUGAUCUUGGUCUUGCUGCAAUUCUCCGCAAAUCUAAUGCUGCUCGUUGUGUUGGCACACCUGAGUUUAUGGCUCCAGAAGUGUACGAAGAGGAUUACAAUGAAUUGGUUGACAUAUACUCUUUUGGAAUGUGCAUCUUGGAGAUGGUCACCUUUGAAUAUCCUUACAGUGAAUGUAACCAUCCUGCUCAAAUUUACAAAAAAGUUGUCUCUGGGAAGAAGCCAGAAGCUCUUUACAAAGUAAAUGAUCCUGAGGUUAGGCAGUUUGUAGAGAAAUGCUUAGCAACUGUGUCCCUCAGACUUUCAGCUAAGGAACUCUUGAAGGACCCUUUUCUCCAAAUUGAUGAUUAUGGAUCUGACUUGAAAGCAGUUCAGUAUCAAAGAGAUUGCUAUGAAGUAACCCCAAUAAUUAGACAACCUCUGAAUGGAAUUCAUAGCAUUAACAACGCCUUCAUGAGUGGGUACACUGAUAAUCUUGGUGGUUAUGGACUUAUAUCUGAAUUGGAUUAUCAUCAAGAAGAUUUUGAAACGAGUGAGAUUGAUCUCUUUGAUUGUGAAGAGGAUGAUGAUUUGGCUGAAGUUGACACCACAAUUAAAGGAAGGAGAAGAGAAGAUGAUGGCAUCUUUCUAAGAAUCAGACUAGCAGAUAAGGAAGGUCGAGUUCGAAACAUCUACUUCUCGUUUGACACUGAGACUGAUACUGCAUUGAAUGUUGCAAAUGAAAUGGUAGUUGAGCUUGAUAUGACUGACCAAGAUGUAACAAAAUUAGCAAAUAUGAUAGAUAAUGAAAUUUUAACCUUGGUUCCAGAGUGGCAAAUGGGACCCAGAAUAGAGGAAAUUUCAGAAUGUUCAAGUGCAAGUUUCUGCCACAAUUGUGCUGCAAACGGUUCCAUAUUUGAUUAUGUAUCACCAAUUAAUCCAUGUGCCAAGAAUCUGCAAUUUCUUCAUUGUUCUAAAAGCGGAUGUGCUGCAGUUCAUGGUCGAUUUGAGGAGAUUACAUACCAAGUUGAAGGGUCUGCAAAUAGUGCUACAGAAGGUACACCAGCUGAAUCAAGCAAAUCCACUGGCAUUCAUUAUACCGAUAUAUGGGCUCAGAGAGAUGAACCGGAGUUAUGUCCUGAAGGGUCAAAAGACAUACAUUGUGACCAAGCUCAUGUUGCAUCUAGCCUAUCAACCAUCAAGGAUGAUGGAAGCACCAAUAAUGUUGAUGAUCAAAGUGGUCUCAAUACUAGAAAGUCUCCUUCUAGGACUGUAUCAGAUUGUGUUCUCUUGGACUACGAGAAUGAAAUUAGGCAAGAACUAAGAUGGCUCAAAGCAAAAUACCAAAUGCAGUUAAGAGAGCUUAGAGACCAUCAACUAGGGGGUAAACCAAAAUUUACUUGCUUAUCUCCUGACUCUAAAAAAUUAGAUCAUGGGAAAGAUGGAGUUCUGAGGCUAUCAGUUACACCCCAUUUGAAGAAACAGCACAACAAACCACUAUUGAGAUAUAUAGCUUCUGGGAAGCAUUUUCCUGUUGAUGCUGAGAAAUGCACCACUUUGGCUGAUCAAAUGAUUCAAAAUGUUGAUGAGACGGGUCAGUCUAACAGUCCUGAGCAUAUGGUCACAGCCAAAGAUUUCUUUACACGAGCUUUGCUUCCACAGUCGCUUCACAGGGCAACCUCGCUUCCUGUUGAUGCUGUAGAUGUCUAGAAUCUAGAAACUAUUAAAGUUCAUUAUUUUGUCAUCAUAAGUGGGCACCAAUGUACCUAUACUUAAAGGGGUGCCUAUUUGCUUAAAUUUAGGGGAAAGGAAAAUCAGAGCCAAAGGUGAUGGGAGUUACUAGAUGUAAUCUAGCUUGUGGGCACCCUUUUCUAGUAAGGUCACUUGAUCUGGUACAAAAAAAAAAAUGGUCAGAUGUGAACCAUACACAGGCUAACACAAUUACAUUAAUGUAAGCAAAAUUUUCCCUUGAGUUGCUGAAUUGCAUCUCCAUAUCCU
Molecule: messenger RNA, 2613 nt
Organism: Gastrolobium bilobum
Lineage: Eukaryota; Viridiplantae; Streptophyta; Magnoliopsida; Fabales; Fabaceae
Product: probable serine/threonine-protein kinase WNK9
Exons: 7
Coding region: 130-2325 (731 amino acids)
Biological process (GO): protein phosphorylation; intracellular signal transduction
Cellular component (GO): cytoplasm
Molecular function (GO): protein serine/threonine kinase activity; ATP binding
Source: RefSeq, a predicted model, not a curated record